Messenger RNA from Plodia interpunctella (Indianmeal moth), 2530 nucleotides. RefSeq names its product limbic system-associated membrane protein-like. The record is from RefSeq and is a predicted model, not a curated record. The transcript is spliced from 9 exons. The coding region runs from base 578 to 1735 and encodes 385 amino acids. Gene Ontology annotation, cellular component: neuron projection. Lineage: Eukaryota; Metazoa; Arthropoda; Insecta; Lepidoptera; Pyralidae.
AGCGGUCGCGUCGGCUACGCAGUUACUCGACAUCGAAAUUCGACUUGUUGCGAUGUUUUUUCAAUUUAAAAAUAAAAUAGAUUCCAGUUCUUUUGUCUUUGGAAAAUAAUUAAAGGUGGACAUUUAAGUGGACUAUGAAUAUUUAAUAAAGACUGUCAACAAGCACGGAAGUAACAUUUUGUAUUCAAUAUAUCUCUGCUGUAUAAAUAAAAUAAAUUACACUCCUGUUAAUUAAACUGCUAGCAAAGGUUUGACUAUUCAUACAAUGAUAUGUAACGUGAUAAAUAAAUUGAACUGUCUUGUAGUAAUAGUCAUUGAGUUAUGAAAAAAUUGCGUGUAAGAAAUACUAUUCACUUGACCUGUAAAUAACAUAUUAUAUACUUACAUAAAGUUUUUAUUCUGAUUAAUAAUAAAAACAAUAACGAAAAAAUAAACGUACGUUUAGAUACAAGUCCAGGAACGUGUUAUGAAGCGGACAUAGACAAAAAUGGAACAGUGCUAAUGGCCGGGUGGAAUGGACGAAAUGUGAAUGAAAAUGUACAGUUUUGGGGCCGCAGUGAAUAGUUGAUGAGGCGGGAUGAAGAUUGUGAGGACUUGUUUUUGGUCCUUGCUGCAGGCUCUUGCACUCUUACCAACCAUGGCCCAGAAAGAUUCCCAAUUGACUACGAAGAAAUUUUCCGAAGACCCGGAGUUUGAGAGGCCGAUAGGGAACCACACGUUCUUCGUGGGAAGAGAGGCGGUAUUAGGUUGUGCUGUGUCUAACUUAGGGAAACACAAAGUGGGUUGGCUACGUGCAGAAGAUCAGACAGUGUUGACGAUGCACGAGCGAGCAGUGCUGCCGGCGAGGUACUCCAUCAACUUGGACGCGCCCAUGACUUGGCAGUUAAGGAUUAGACGGCUGAGAGCCGAAGACAGGGGCUGCUACAUGUGUCAGAUCAACACACAACCCAAUAUGAAGUACCAGAUUGGCUGCAUCGAUGUUUACGUGCCACCGGACAUCGUCAGCGAUGACACGUCAGCUGACGUCUCGGUCCAAGAGCUGGAGAAUGCCACCCUCACUUGCAAGGCCACAGGUCACCCUCCUCCGAAAAUCACAUGGAGAAGGGAGGACCACGAGCCUAUACUGCUGAAGAAACUGCAGUCCAGAGAUUUUGAGAAAGUUGAGAGCUACGUGGGUAAUUCCCUGCCUCUGUGGCGGGUGGACCGCAGACAAAUGGGCGCGUUCCUCUGCAUAGCGUCCAAUGACGUGCCACCGGCUGUCAGCAAGCGUAUCAUUCUGCUUGUCAAUUUCGCUCCAACAGUAAAAGUGCCAAACCAGUUGCUGGGCGCUCCGCUGGGCACCGACGUCAAGCUCAAGUGCUACGUGGAGGCCUACCCUAAUACAAUCAACUAUUGGAUCAAGAAUCGAGGAGAGAUGUUGCUUGAUGGGCCUAAAUACACUAUAAGAGAAGAGAAGACGUCAUACAAGGUGUCAAUGUGGCUGACAAUCCGUCAGUUCUCCAAAAGUGACAUUGGCACUUACAACUGCGUGAGUACCAACUCAUUGGGCAAGAGUGAAGGCACCCUUAGAUUAUACGAAAUAAAACUGAAUUCUUACACGGAGGACUUCAGCAAUCAAAUCAGUGUCGCCGGAGGUCUCACGGAAGCAGCCAAAGGAAACUCCAGUGCGGAAACUAAGAUAGAAAGAACAUUGUUGUUACUAUUAUUCUGUUACAUUUUGUGUAUGUUCACGUAGUGUAAUGUAAAUAUUGUUAAGAGAUGCUUUAAAUGAAACGUAAUUCAAUUACAUGUUUCAAUUUGUGUAAAUAUCUAAUGUAUUGUAAGAUAAUGUUCGUUGUCAGGUAGUGCGGGUUUACUCAAAGUUGGUUUUAGAAUUAAUUGGGCCUAUAAUUAAAAAUACGACCCAAUCGAUUGUAAGCAAAAACUAGGUGACGUGUCCUUGUUUUAUUAUUACUUCUUAUAAUGUAUAAAAACGCUGUAAUUUUCUUUUUCUAGUUUAUAUUAUAACUUUGGGGCUAAUUCAAUCUGUGUAAAUUGUCCGGAUAUAUUUAUUUAUUUUGUUUAUUUUUCUAUACUAUAUAUAAUUAAUACAAAGGCAAACAUUUGUGAUUUUGUAUGUUUGAAGCGGGUAAUCUCCGAAACUACCGUACCGAUUUCAAAAGUUCUUUCACCAUUACAAAAGUACAUUAUCCAAGAUUGCUAUGGGCUAUAUUUUAUCCCAAAAUUUCCACGGGACCGAAGCCCCGCGCAACAUCUAGUUUUAUAUAAAUUGAUGCACAUCAUAUUAUGCGAUCACUGUUUAGUUUCAUUAAUAUUUCGAAAUAAUUUUUGAAAAACGAAUGUUUUUUUUUUAAGUGAGCAACUUUGAGUAAAACUCUCCUACCUCGAUGAUUAUAAAAAACACGUAACAACGACAAAAUUAUAUCCAAUAAUUAGAUCGUGUAACAGUUUGCUUAGAACCGCCAAAUGAAAAUUGUUUGUAUCAUCGCUCGAAUAAGACUGUUUACAAAAAAAAUAAAUGAGAUAAUAC